Molecule: messenger RNA, 678 nt
Organism: Vicia faba (fava bean)
Lineage: Eukaryota; Viridiplantae; Streptophyta; Magnoliopsida; Fabales; Fabaceae
Source: the annotation of a GenBank genome assembly
AUGUUGGUUGCUGGCUGCAGGGCAGUUGGAUUUGUAAUGUGGAUUUUUUUCCUGCUGCAACAUUCGAUUGCUGCAUUUUCUGAAUGCAAGGGAACUAGACGAGAUUUUGAUAAGCAUAUUUCCAAAUCGGGACAUAGAUAUGAUAGUUCUGGAGCUGCUUAUGCAACACUGCAAUGUUUUCCGCCUGUUACUUUCACUUUUCAUGUUAACAAGGCAAGUGCUCUUAGGCUUCUUUGGUCUUCCAACAUCCAGAGUAAUAUACAAACAUUUGUGAGGAGAUUCAUUCUCAAUAGACUGCAAACAAAUGUUGAGUUGGCAAAGUGGGGAGUGUUGUGGCGACAUCAUAAUUUGGUGUGUCUGAUUUGUUUGGGCCUUGAGGAAUCACAUAUGCACUUGUUUAUUCAGUGUUUGGCUGCUGUAAUAGUGUGGCACAUAAUUUACAAUUGGCUUAACUUGUUUGUGGAAGAUGUAGACAUGUCCCUGGUGGAUCAUUUAUUCCAAUUUAAGAAGCUGAUGAAGGAGAUAUCCGGCAAGAAGUUUAGAAUCUUAAUUUGGAUGUCCACCACUUUGGCAAUUUGGCUCGUGCGUAACGACAUUCUUUUCAAUGGCGGAAUCAAAGAAGCGGAAGCUAUUUUGCUUCUCUUGAAUUUUGUUAUUUUGGAAUUGGUUAGGUGCUAG